AUGUCUUAUCCCCCAUUUGAGCUAGGAAAAAGUCGAUAUGAUCUCGACACCUACUGGGGAAGAUUUUUACACUUCGUCAAUGUUAUUGAUCCACGAACAUUAUUUGUCAGCAAUACUAAGUUAAAUGAAUGCCGUCAAUUGCUUGAGCAAUAUAAGACAAAAACUUUACCGUCAGGUAUCACAGACAAAGACUUAUGGGAAGCACAAAAGACCGUACAAGCUAUUCUUCAUCCUGAUACAGGGGACAAAAUUUUUAUGCCAUUUCGAAUGGCAGGAUAUGUACCAUUCGGUACACCAAUUGUUGUUGGUCUUCUUCUACCAGAUCCAACGCUUAAACAAAUCAUUUUUUGGCAAUGGCUAAAUCAAAGUCAUAAUGCUGGUGUUAAUUAUGCAAAUCGAAAUGCAACACAACAUACGCCUAUAUCAAAAUUUGUUACUGGAUAUUUAAGUGCAGUUACUGUUUCAGUUUCUAUUGCUGUUGGUCUCACAAUGGCGAUUCGUCGAGCAAAAUCACUUCCACCAACACUUAAAACUGUUGUACAACGAUUUGUACCAUUACCUGCUGUCGCGUGUGCUAGUACCUGUAAUGUUAUUUUUAUGCGUUAUCACGAAUUAAAUGAAGGUAUCGAAGUAAUCGAUGAACAGAAUAAUCCUAUAGGUGUUUCAAAAGUAGCAGCUAAAAAGGCUCUAACGGAAAUGGCAAUGACACGUGCUUUUUUACCAGUACCAAUACUUUCCAUUCCACCGCUUAUUUUGUUAGCAUUUGAAAAAAAUCUACUUCGUCGUUUCCCACGUCUUAGUUUACCAUUAAAUACGCUUGCAUGUACCUUUUCAUUUGGUUUGGCAUUACCAAUAUCAAUUGCAUUAUUUCCACAAAGAUCCAAAGUCUCAAUCAAUGAACUUGAAAAAGAAAUUCAAGCGAAAACAAAUCAACCUUAUGUUUACUAUAACAAGGGACUCUAA
This is a messenger RNA of Rotaria socialis, 963 nucleotides long. The record is from the annotation of a GenBank genome assembly. NCBI's taxonomy places the organism in Eukaryota, Metazoa, Rotifera, Eurotatoria, Philodinida, Philodinidae.